Molecule: messenger RNA, 2684 nt
Organism: Bufo gargarizans (Asiatic toad)
Lineage: Eukaryota; Metazoa; Chordata; Amphibia; Anura; Bufonidae
Product: oocyte zinc finger protein XlCOF7.1-like
Exons: 3
Coding region: 1-1641 (546 amino acids)
Biological process (GO): regulation of transcription by RNA polymerase II
Cellular component (GO): nucleus
Molecular function (GO): RNA polymerase II transcription regulatory region sequence-specific DNA binding; DNA-binding transcription factor activity, RNA polymerase II-specific
Source: RefSeq, a predicted model, not a curated record
AUGAUGGAGCUGCUGACUGGAGAGGUUCCUGUAAGGUGUCAGGAUGUGGCGGUCUAUUUCUCCAUGGAGGAGUGGGAGUAUAUAGAAGGACACCAGGAUCUGUACAAGGAGGCCAUGAUGGAGGGUCCCCGGCCUCUGACAUCACCAGAAAUUCCUAGAAAGAACUCUGAGGGCAUGUUAUCUCCAGAUUAUAAAGUAGAAGAUGAAGAUAUCAGGCCGCGCUCUUCAGAAGAAAACCUCCCAACCUUAUCACUAGAUUAUAAAGUAGAAGAUGAAGAUAUCAGGCCUCGCUCUUCAGAAGAAAACCUCCCAACCUUAUCACUAGAUUAUAAAGUAGAAGAUGAAGAUAUCAGGCCUCGCUCUUCAGAAGAAAACCUCCCAACCUUAUCACUAGAUUAUAAAGUAGAAGAUGAAGAUAUCAGGCCUCGCUCUUCAGAAGAAAACCUCCCAACCUUAUCACUAGAUUAUAAAGUAGAAGAUGAAGAUAUCAGGCCUCGCUCUUCAGAAGAAAACCUCCCAACCUUAUCACUAGAUUAUAAAGUAGAAGAUGACGAUAUCAGGCCACGCUCUUCAGGAGAAAACAUCAUAAAUUUAUCACUAGAUUAUAAAGUAGAAGAUGAAGAUAUCAGGCCGCACUCUUCAGAAGAAAACCUCCCAACCUUACCACUAGAUUAUAAAGUACAAGAUGAAAAUAUCAGGCCGUGCUCUUCAGAAGAAAACCUCCCAACCUUAUCACUAAAUUAUGAAGUAGAAGAUGAAGAUAUCAGGCAGUGCUCUUCAGAAGAGAACGUCAUAAACUUAUCACUAGAUUAUAAAGUAGUAGAUGAAGAUAUCAGGCAGCGUUCUUCAGAAGAAAACCUAAUCACUUGUAAUGUACAUCUAGGACUUCACAGUACAGACCUAUCGUACGAUUCUCCUAAUCAUGAGGAACCUUCUCCUGACCAAUCACAGAUUACCACAAAUCUAUAUCUAUCAAAUAAUUCUAAUAAUGAGGAACCUUUUCCUGACCAAUCACAGGUGACCACAUAUACCCUGGGGGGUAAAAGGCAUCAGUGUGGGGAAUGUGGAAAACUGUAUACAAACCUCUCAAAUCUAUAUAAACACAGAAGAAUUCACACAGGAGAGAGGCCAUAUUCAUGCUCAGAAUGUGGGAAAUGUUUUAUUACUAAAAACAUGCUCGAGGUCCAUCAGAGAAGUCACACAGGAGAAAAACCAUAUUUAUGUUCCGAAUGUGGAAAAGGUUUUAUUACUAAAGACAACCUCAGAAUUCAUCAGAGAAUUCACACAGGAGAGAAGCCAUAUUCAUGUUCAGAAUGUGGGAAAUGCUUUACAGAUAAAUCAGGUCUUGUCAAGCAUCGGCGACAUCACACAGGAGAGAAGCCGUAUUCCUGUUCUGAAUGUGGGAAAUGUUUUACAGAUAAAGCAAGUCUUCUUAGACAUCAGAGAAUUCACACAGGAGAAAAGCCAUAUUCGUGCUCAGAAUGUGGAAUAUGUUUUAUGUAUGAAUCACAAGUUUUGAGGCAUGAGAGAAUUCACACAGUAGAGAAGCCGUAUUCAUGCUCAGAAUGUGGGGAAAAUUUUAUUACUAAAAACCAGCUUAAGGUUCAUCAGAGAUGUCACACAGGGGAGAAACCAACAUGAAUCCACGACAUGUAUCUUCCAACAGUUUAAUAAACCGUACAAUCCUAAUGCUGGACAUUUAGUACCAACUAACACUCUAUAUUGCUAAGACAAUCCUAGCAAAGAACAACAAUCCACAUAUCCCCAGAGGCUCUGCAUUUUGAUAACCAUCUGAAUCAUUCUGACUUACUCAAACCGCAAGCCUAGAAACCCACCUGACAACUCAAGCACAGGGGUGCACUUAGCCUUUCUGUUGCCUGAUAUAAAAACUGAAACUGCACCCCCCGCCAAUGCCAAUUUCUUAACCCAACCCCUUUGCCAGAAUGAAAUCGCUCAUUGCCGAUGGCCCUUUCGCUGCCCCCCCUAUUGUCCCUACGUGGUGCUGCCUGAGGCGAUUGCCUCACCUGGCCUCAUCGGUGGUGCACCCCUGCUCAAGCAUACCUGCUUUUCAGGUAGGAGCCUUUAGUUGCCUGGAAGAUACAUACUCUCUGGAAUCCAAAGCUAUCUCUGACCACUUUUCUGGAAAGAUAUCAAGCUAUAAAGGCCAAACAUCAGCAGUACAAGGCAGGCUCGAUCACAGCGCACCAUGCACUCCAGCUAAAUUCGGGAUAUCCACUAGUAUACCAAAGGCAUGUGCAUCUGUACUCCACCCCUGGACCUACUACACCAUCUAGUAGUAACGGACAGAACAGUAAUCUAGAUAUGGCCAAUUUCACUAUACACCCCACGUCUCAUCUCUCCUAGAAACCCCCGAAGUCCCUGAUUCUUAUUGACGACACAGAUAAGGACAUAGAAACUUCAGUCCCCUUUUUAUAAAGCGGAACCGAAGCAAAACGGGAAAUGAAAUCACUCCUAGAUCUAAAUAAGAAUAAGGAAAUUGGGCUGCAGGUAACAGAGAAGGCCUAGUCAUGCAGUACUCCACAGACUACGUGAGGGAGGCCCCAAAUAUAUGAUCUGACGCAAACUAUUAGAGGAGCACUCUAUCUAAUGCACUCCCCAGUAGUCUAACUAAGAAGUAAUAAGUCAAAGGCUAUGGACACCUUUUGGGGCAUUUGCUAUGAUUG